This is a messenger RNA of Effrenium voratum, 1191 nucleotides long. Lineage: Eukaryota; Dinophyceae; Suessiales; Symbiodiniaceae. The record is from the annotation of a GenBank genome assembly.
AUGAAUGACAUGGCAAAACUUGGCGAGAACGUCAUAGGUGAAAGCAGCCUGGCGCCGUUUUUCAAGGUGUCGAAUGCGGUCGAAGUUGGCAUCAAUGCGCCGGAGAACCGUAAGGGCGAUGCGCUUCGCACCUGGGUACGCUCACUGUCCGGGUUUCAGAAGGAGGCGCUCGUCAGAUCCGCUAAAACCGGUGACACCUGGCGUCUGGUUUCCGAUGAGGGCCCUUAUCUGAGCGGUCACGAUGAAGCACCUUGCCCGCUGGCCUUUCUGACCACAGGCAUGAUUGCCAGCUACAUGAACGAGAUUUGUGCGCUUGCCGACAUGCAAGAGGUCGAGAUCAGGAAACUCAAGCUGAUCCAGGACAAUUUCUACACCAUGAAAGGGUCCAUGCCGAAGCGCACCAUGGUGGGCGGCGCCGAACCGGUGGAAUUGCGCGUGGAGAUCGAUUGCGACCUGGAGAAUGGUGCGCUCAACACCUUCCUGAUGAACGCGAUCCAUGCCUCGCCUCUCAACGGCCUGAUGCGAGGCAAACUGGAAAGCCUGUUUAAGCUCGGCAGGAACGGUGUCGAACUGCCAACUGCGAAGGUUGCGGAACUGGAGGGAGACCUCUUUCCCGAUCCGGGUAACCAUUUCGCCAAAAGCCGGGCAGAGGCGUCUUCAUUCAUGCUGGUGGAGCCGGUUGGGAUGACGCCGAAAAAGGACGUGGCGCUUGGAACGGCUGCGGCGGCAUCCAGUCUUGCCGAUGAACAGAACCGGCGUUUGAACCCGGGCGCGAUUGCCGAACUCAGGCCUGACGGCAUCAAGGACAUCCAGCAGAUGCUUUAUUCGCCCCAUGGAACGAGCUUUCGUUUCCUGAGCGCCGAAGACGGCCGGGCACCGGAUGCCAACACGCUGAUCAGCGCGGGAAUAGGCUUUUGCUUCAUGACCCAGUUCGGACGCUUCGUUUCGAUGCUCAAGCUGGACCUGCCGGACUAUCGUAUCGUUCAGGACACGCAUUUCUCCCUUGGUGGCGCCUCUGGCGGCACGGGUCGGGCCGGCGAAGCCGAUCCGAUCGAAACCCAUGUCUAUCUGGAAACAUCGGAAAGCGAUGAGACGGCCCAGGAAAUGCUCGAUAUCUCCGAGCAAACCUGUUUCCUGCAUGCCUUCUGCCGGACGGACUUGAAGACCAGGCUGAAAGUUGUUCGCGUUUGA